Misgurnus anguillicaudatus (oriental weatherfish) is the source of this 4959-nucleotide messenger RNA. RefSeq lists its product as uncharacterized. The record is from RefSeq and is a predicted model, not a curated record. Gene Ontology annotation, molecular function: protein binding; metal ion binding; RNA binding. NCBI's taxonomy places the organism in Eukaryota, Metazoa, Chordata, Actinopteri, Cypriniformes, Cobitidae.
UUGAGCGCGCACACGCCUGCCUGACGUCCUGCUCGACGCCCAGGAAGACAAACGGCGCACAUCUAUCUCCAUAAGUUUUAAAAAUGACGAUCUUUUUGGUGUUUUAACGUUUGUUGACGUGCAUGCGUCGUGCACGUGUCGUUCUGGUGGUAUUAAAAGUAAUAAUGCUGGAUGGUCGGACUGAUGAAGUUCAGUUUGGAUUUCUGCCGGUUACUGGGGCUCAGCGGCUCCAGUGAUGAUAGGCCGGAGGACAUGGACACUGGCACUGAACAGAAUGAAGAUAUGAUCUCGCAGGAUGUGUUAACGGGUGAAGAGGGUCUCAGCGAAGAAGAAAAGGCUAAAAGGAAAGCUGAAAGGCGUAAAGCCAAGAGGAAGCGCCAGCGACAGAGAAAGAAACUAGAACGUGGUAAGAAGGACGAAUGUACUGAGCAGGGGGAGGAGCUUGUCGAAGCCGAUUCUGAGCUCGAAGAGUCUGAAGAGUCUGAAUCUGAGGAAACGGAGGAGAUCAACCUGUCAAAAGUGGAAGAGGAGCCGGUUGCUCCUCAAAAUGAAACUCCUGCCGGGGCUCCACUGGGUUUGGGUUUGGGAAACAAAAGUAAUCGUCAGCUGCCGACCCGCUCCGUUGAAGAGGACCCAGGAUGGGAUGUAAACAGUGCUUUUGUUGCUAAUGCUGUAAGUCACAUUCGGCCCAAAGCCAAAAGUAAAGGAGGUCACAAGUCGAAAGAGAACAAAGAGAACGAGAGCAGAACUGGAGAGGUUAUUGGCUUAUCAGAUGCUAUAAGUAAAAAAAGUGCUUUACUAGUAGAGAAAGGGAUCAGAUUAGUUCAGGAGGGCCAGUACACACAAGCUGUCAGUCUGUUUACCGAAGCCAUCAAAUGUGACCCAAAGGAUUACAGGUUUUUUGGAAAUCGCUCCUACUGUUACUGUUGUUUGGAGCAUUACUCGUUGGCGCUAGCGGAUGCUGAGAAGUCCAUCCAGAUGGCUCCUGAUUGGCCCAAAGGCCAUUACCGUAGAGGAAGUGCACUCAUGGGACUUACGAGAUACAGUGAAGCCGAGAAAGCUAUGGAGCAGGUGCUGAAGUUAGACGGAGACUGCGAAGAAGCUGCAAAUGACCUCUUAUACUGUAAAGUGCAACAACUUAUGGAUCUUGGAUAUGACGAGGAGCAGAGUAUUGAAUUGCUGGACAAAUACAACACUGUGCAGGCUGUUGUUACAGCCAGGGCGUUAAAUCAAGACUGUGCCCUUCUCCAUCCAGGGCUCAUCUCUGUCUCUUAUAACAUCUCUCUUCCGGGAAGUCCUUGCAAUUCCCUGUGGGUGGGAAACGUGACCACAGAACUGACAGAGAAGCAUCUGCGGGACCUUUUCAAACUUCACGGAGAAAUCGAGAGCAUUCGGGUUCUGCAUGAACGCUUUUGUGCAUUCGUUAACUUCAAGAACGCUAACAUGGCCUCCCGUGCGAUGGAGAAACUCAAUGGCUUUCUCAUUGAGAACACUCGCCUGGUGGUCCGAUAUCCUGAUCGACGGAUUCAGAGAGUCAUGCCAACACCUGCCAUUCAACAACCUGCAGGGGCUGCUGGUCCUAGACGCAGAGGUCCUGUCAACGGGGACGAGUGUUACUUCUGGAGGACCACCGGCUGUCAUUUUGAAGAUAGGUGUCGCUAUAAGCACAUUCCUGAAAAUCGAGGCAAGGAUUGGCAGCCUUAAACCAACACUCGCCUCUCUUACCGGCACCCAGAGCUUUGAAUCAUGACUGACGGGGCUUGAACCUUCACUUUGGUAAUCUGUACGUCAGGUACCGCAUGGACCAGUAUUGUGGAUUGGAGUCUUAUGAAAGUUCUCACAAAUCAGAGUUCUUCACUUCAGCGUUAUUAUGUGAAUUUACUGUCAGACUCUGAUGGAGGUUUAAAAGCAGAGCAGAUGGGCUCCUCUUGGGAAAAAGCGUCUCUUAUGAGGUGAGGUUUGGGUGGUGCGGAGGGCCAGAGCAUCGUUGUACCGCAUGAUCGUCUUUUGAGGUUUAUUUAGCCUCUUAUAUUGUAUGUUCUGUUCUUUCUUCCUGUGCCAACACCACCAAGCCAAAGAACAGACGAAGAUCUGCCCUGACGGUUUUUCUUUUUUUUUUUGGUUAAUCCCGAAUUGAAAGACUUUGAUAUAAAACCCUCAAAAUGAGAAUUAAGGAGAGUCGUACCAAAGAAUAAUAUUUUGCCACCUGCGUUUUUUUUAUGUUAGGAUAUCAAGCAGGGAAAAUGAGUUAUAGAUUAGCGUGUGUGUCUUGAUAUUCAUUCGAUUAAACUCAGAUUUCACCUCACACACACACUCCAGGUUUUUAUUCUGCAUGGUGAUUUCUAAUUGGAUAUUUUUAUUCUUUAAAGUGCCCCAACUGUACAACCAACUUUAGGGCACAUCAGUAUUGCAAAAGGUUAGGGCUGUUGUUCAAACCUUACACAGAAAUUAAGUUAUUUUGUCUUCUCAUAGUUUUGCACUUUAAUAUCAGCCAAUGAACUGAUGUAUAUAAAACUACAUCAACUACAGAUGAUGUUCCUCAACAGAAGUGUACGUCUUUAUCUUGUAGCAGACGUUUGGUCUUUAAAGGAAUACUCCACUUUGAUUAAAAAAAGUUCUCAUUUACUCGCCCCCCAUGUCAUCCAAGAUGUUUAUGUCUUUUCAUGUUCAGUCGAGAAGAAAUAUAUAUAUAUUUUUUUAGGUAAACAUUCCAAGAUUUUUCUCAAUUUAAUAGACUUUAUUGGCCCCCAACAGUUCAGUUUUAAUGCAGUUUAAAAUUGGAGCUCUAAACGAUCCCAAUCGAGGCAUAAGGGUCUUAUCGAGCGAAAAAAAAUGCACUUUUAAACCACCACUUGUUUUGCACUAACCGUGUGAAGUGCCAGUGUGACCUUACGCAUUACACAAUCAUGUCACGUAUGACAUAUGUAAAACACACACUUGCCCACCAUUUUAAACAAUAAACUGACACAAAGACAUUAAUUUGUAUCAUUCCACAUAACAACGUCUGAACGCUCCUCUUUCUUACAGAGCCCCUAAGGGGAAAUGGAGACAAAAUGAAAAAAAGUUUAGUUUCGCGUGCGCACGUGAAACUAUCGCGUUUAGUUUCGCAUGCGCGCACAAAACUAAACUUUUUUUUUUUAAUUCUGCACAUGAAGGUUUCACGUGAGCACAUGAAACUUAACUUUUUAGAUUUUUUUACUCCAAUGUCACCUUACGCUGAAAAAAAUGAUUCAUUAAAUUAAAAAAAAAAUUUUAAGGUAAGUGGUUGCAAUCAAUUUAUUUAAGCUACAUUUAAACAAAAAAGAUUAGUAAAGUAAAAUAAAAUAUAAAACUUUUGUUUAAAUGUAGCUUAAAUAAAUUGAUUACAACCACUUACCUUAAAAAAAUUUAUUCAAUUCAAUGAAUAAUUUUUUUGAGUGUAGGGGCUCGGUACUUUCUUCACCUGGGGCGGUAGUUUCGCAUACGUUAUGCAUGACCUUUCGACGUGAUUACGUAAUACGUAAGGUCCCGGCUAGUGCAAGAUGAGAGUGGUUUAAAAGUACUUAUUUUUUAUUUUUCUUGUCGAAAAUGACGAUUGUUUCGGUAGAUAAGACCCUUAUGUCUCAGUUGGGAUCAUUUAGAGUCCUUUGAAUCUGUGUUAAAUCUGUAAACUGUUGAGGUCCAAUAAAGUCUAUUAAAUUGAGAAAAAUCUUGGAAUGUUUCAAAAAAAAAAAAAAAAAAUUCUUCUCGACUGAAUAAAUAAAGAAAUAAACACUUUGGAAGACAGAUUUUUUUUAAUAAAAGUGGAGUAUUCCUUUAAAGUCAGAUUCACGUUCCUGCAGGUUCGGUGGUAUUUUUCCUGUAAAUGUAUUGCAUGCGUGCUUUGUACGUUUGUAGUAUUUCUUUGAUUGCAGUUUAUGUUUUUUUUAUGUAUAAAUUAGUGUUAUCCUAUUCUCUAGUGCAGAAGAUCUUGUUAUUUUAUAUUAUGCAAGAGCUUUUGAAACAUCUGCCUCUUCGCUGAGCUCAGCGUUUUCUCUUGUGUUUCACGUGUUUUGGCUUCAGUGGAUGACAGAAGUUAGUUAAGACUUCAUUGCUCUUCAUGGUUCCUGCUUUACAUCUUGUGCAAAUCGUUUCCAUCAUUAUGGAUCUGACACUUUGGCAAACGUGACCUUGGGUUUGAAUAAAUUUGAAAAGCGUGUCGUGCUGUUUUAUGACACACUUAACCAAAGAAACACUAAUGUUUACCUAAUGUACCACAGCCAAGCACAUCUGCUGUCUUUACAAAUGUGCAUUACACUAUUUACACUUUUCUCUUUCUGCAGUCGGUUUGUAUACAACUGUAUUGUUUUAUAAGCAGUCAGUUCUCACACUAGUGCAUUUGACUUCAUUUAAGGUUUAAAACUUGACAGUCCAGAGUGCCUUACAAAGCAUUACAUUGUUUGAACGAGUUAUUUUAAGCAUUUAUUCUGAAGCCAAGAUAUCCCGUGAAUGGAGGUGCUUUUUUAAGAUGCGAAUCACGGGAUGAACUUGAAAAAUACAGCCAUUGAAACAGUAACGCAUGUCUAGAGAAAUGUGCAUUUUGUUUAUUCUGCUUUAAGGCACCAAGCUGCUGUUUUCAGGUUGAAGGGAAGACCUGUAUUUUCAGAUAAGUUAUUUUUUAUUGUAUUCAAGAGUUUAACAACAUAACCAUUAGCUGCCGAAGAAACACUUUGCAUUAAAUGACCUUUUUUACAGAAAAGGAUGACCUUGUGUUACCUUGCUUUUAAAAUCAAUAACAAAAGCUGAUAUCAGCAGAUAAAGGGCUUCAUGCUCUUUGGAUCACUAUGUUGUAUUGUUUUUUUUUCUGUGGCAUGUUAUGUGAUUCUCAUUGAAUUUUGCAAUAAUGAUUAAAGUAAAGUAUAUAUGUUAUGCUUUGUUUUGUUUUGCUUUCCUUUUAAAUGUCUAUUUAGGAGAAAAUUAUAUAAUAAAUGUAUAAAAACA